Messenger RNA from Dicentrarchus labrax (European seabass), 1224 nucleotides. Its product is annotated as low affinity immunoglobulin gamma Fc region receptor III-A-like. The transcript has 6 exons. The record is from RefSeq and is a predicted model, not a curated record. Bases 151 to 906 code for a protein of 251 amino acids. Gene Ontology annotation, biological process: cell surface receptor signaling pathway. Gene Ontology annotation, molecular function: transmembrane signaling receptor activity. NCBI's taxonomy places the organism in Eukaryota, Metazoa, Chordata, Actinopteri, Moronidae.
AUCUCUAUUUCGACAAGAGGUACUACUCAUUAAGUCUACCCUGUUCUUUGGCUCCACCCUCUGAUAUUUAACUCAACCACUGAGGUUAUUUCUACCACCACAGCAGCUCUGUCUCUAAGAAGACCACUCUUUAGUCAGCAGCAAGACGCCAUGGAGGCCACAUCGCUCUCCAUCGCACUGUUGAUGACUGUGUGUAUGCAGCUGGGUGCACAUACUGAGGUUGAUCCAGCUUUUUGGAUCAUUCCAACCAGGCUGCAACUCUUUGAAUAUGAAUCUCUCUCUUUUAAAUGUUCGGGCUUCGAUGGUUUGACCGGAUGGAACAUUUUACGGAAGAUCAAGGCAGAAAUUGCGCCCUGUGAUUCAGAGAAGUGGGGUGUGUCUACCGAGUCGUCCUGCAGCAUUAGAGGGGCUUUUCCAGACGACAGUGGAGAGUACUGGUGUGAGGCUGAAGGGGGCAACAGAAGCAACUCUGUAAACAUCAAUGUCACUGGUGGUCUUGUGAUCCUGGAGAGUCCUGUACUUCCGGUGAUGAAGGGUGACGCUGUGACUCUGCGCUGCAGAACCAAGACUUCCUCCAACCUCAUAGCUGAUUUCUAUAAAGAUGGCCUCCUCAUUGGGAGCAGCUUCACAAAAGAGACAACUAUCUACAGCGUUUCAGAGUCUGAUGAAGGACUCUACAAGUGCAUAAUCUCUGAUGUUGGAGAAUCGCCAGAGAGCUGGUUGACUGUCAGAGAGCUUCACACAGAGACUCAUCCUUCCUCGGAUCGAAUGCUCUUCAUCCUCAGAACCAUUUUCCUCAUCGUGCUGAUGGCUGCGCUGCUGAUGCUGCUGGGACUACUUCACUGUGGGAAAUUUGGAGGGUCUAGAAGCAGAUGUGUCAGCUGCUGUGACCGUAUCAACAAGUGAAGGUUCUCACCAGUCAAGCCGCAGCUUGUCUACAUUUAACAAUCCACUGUGACCAUAGCUGACACACCGUCUGCAGAGUGACCACAGCAUCUCUGCGCCGCUAUAAACAGACUCUGUAGACACACACGUGCAAUGUCUCACGCAAUGAUCAGAUCAAGUCUCACUUUUGGCUUUUAUUUUCUACCUACAAGUCAAACAAUUAUAACCAUAUCAUUACCAUAUUCUGUUGUAUAUAUAUAAUAUCAGCCACGUGUAUGUCUGUGUGUAACUGUAUACCUUUAUUGAAAUAUGCACAAUAAACAUUCUGUCUGAGAAAAA